Molecule: messenger RNA, 2715 nt
Organism: Aspergillus thermomutatus
Lineage: Eukaryota; Fungi; Ascomycota; Eurotiomycetes; Eurotiales; Aspergillaceae
Exons: 5
Coding region: 1-2715 (904 amino acids)
Biological process (GO): oligosaccharide catabolic process; DNA-templated transcription
Molecular function (GO): zinc ion binding; DNA binding; alpha-amylase activity
Source: RefSeq, a predicted model, not a curated record
AUGCACCGUCUUGAGCCCGCGUUUGCCGAUGCUGACCCUGAUGCGUAUAUGCAGACUGUGCUGACGCUGCUGCCCCGAAUCUUGAUGGAGGGUAUUGGCCUGAGAACUUUAGAGACUGUUGUUAUACUGUUCAUGUAUAUUCUACCUAUUGGUCAGGCGAGCUCGGCGGCAUCGUUGCUAGCCAUCGCUGUUCGGAUGUUGUAUAGUCUCGGAGGAAAUAGGUAUUGUGUCAUCCAUGAGGCAGAAGGAAGACAUCUGCGCGCUCUAUUCUGGCUCUGCUAUGGUCUCGAUAAAGACAUGGCAAUCCGUUUUGGUCACCCUCCUUUGAUGAAAGACGACGACUGCGACUUGCAGCUGCCCGACAACUACGUUCUGUCAUCUUCAGAUCAUCAAUUCUUUAUUAAAGCCUUGUCGUCUCAAGAGCUUUUGUUCCCCUCGGACAUCCGCCUUUCCUUGAUCAAAUCUAAGGUGUAUCAUCUCCUCUAUUCUGACUAUGGCCGGGGACAGCCUGAGGCCAGGCGCCUUCAGUACAUUCGCGAACUAGAUCAGGAACUACUUGACCUGAAGUCGAGCUUCCCUGAUAGCUGCUGGCCUGAUUUGUUUGCGACUGAAAACGCUCGCAAUUACACAUUCCAUGAUCUAAGCUUACGUGGUGUGAACCUGCACCUGGAGUACUACUUUUGCCUGGGCAAAAUCCACGGCGCAGUUAGUGCUUGCAGCCAGCUCUCUCCCCAGGAGUGGUCCUUCCUGCCCUCUAGUGCGGAGCUCUUUUACCAGGAAUCAAGAUCCAUGCUUCUGUAUAUAUACCGCAUACGCGAUUUUCUCAACUGGCAUACUUUCUGGAUCCAUGCUCAGUUCAUAUUGACCGCUGUCCUGUCGCUGUUCCGGCAUCUGAUCACCGACCCCAACGCAUCGACUUUUGGCAGUGAUCUCCAGCUGCUGGGAAAUGUAGUAGAGAUAUUUACUGACCUUGAUCAUGAGUCCCGAGCCACCAGGCGGACCAACAACUGGUGGAAGGAGGCCACUGUCUACCAGGUAUACCCCGCAUCUUUCAAGGAUUCCAAUGGCGACGGAUGGGGCGAUAUCCCCGGUCUCGUCUCUAAGAUCCCAUACCUCCAUUCACUGGGAGUCGACGUAGUAUGGCUGUCCCCGCACUACGACUCCCCGAUGCACGACAUGGGCUACGACAUUUCCGACUAUGAAAAAGUGCUACCGGCAUACGGAACCGUUGAGGAUGUCGAAAAGCUGAUUGACGAGUGCCACCAGCGCGGGAUGAAGCUCAUCCUGGAUUUAGUGGUGAACCACACCAGUGACGAGCACGCCUGGUUCAAAGAAAGUCGCAGCUGCAGAAACAACGAGAAACGCGACUGGUAUUUCUGGAGGCCAGCGCGGUAUGAUGAGCAGGGCAAUCGUCUUCCGCCGACAAAUUACAGGGGCUAUUUCGCCGGGAGUACGUGGACUUGGGACGAGCAAACACAGGAGUAUUACCUGCACUUGUACGCGAAGGAGCAGCCGGAUUUAAACUGGGACAACCGGGCCACGCGAGAAGCCAUCUAUAACAGCGCCAUUCGGUUCUGGCUGGACAAAGGGGUGGAUGGCUUCCGCGUCGACACAGUCAACAAGUAUAGCAAACGGACGGAUUUCCCCGACGCCCCUGUCACCGACCCGAAGAGCUACAUUCAACCCGCGGUGGAGAUGUGGUGCAAUGGCCCGCGCAUCCACGAGUUCCUGCGCGAGAUGUACGACGAAGCCCUGGCGCCGUACGGGGACGUGAUGACCGUCGGCGAGCUGGCGAAUACGCCCGACCCGAAAGAUGUGCUCCAGUACGUCGGUGCGUCUGCGAAGCAGCUGAGCAUGGUCUUCCAUCUGGACAUUGGUCAUAUCGGUAUGGGCAGCAGCCUGGAAGACAAGUACAUCUUUCAGCAGUGGAAGCUCACCGAGAUGAAGGCCAUCGUUGGCAAGUGGCAGUCUUUCGUCGAGGGGACGGACGGGUGGACGACAGCUUUCUGUGAGAACCACGACAACGGCCGGUCUGUGUCACGAUUCGGAUCCGAUGACCCUGGGUUCCGAGAACGCUCCGCUAAGAUGCUGGCGUUGAUGAUGGUGACCAUGACCGGAACCUUGUUCUUGUACCAAGGGCAGGAAAUCGGGAUGAUCAAUGCGCCGCGGGAUUGGUCAAUCGAUGAGUUUAAGGACAUUGAAGGGCUGGGAUAUUAUCGAGAAGCCGAGCGCCAGGCGGCAAAUGGCACCGAUACGAGCAGACCCGAACGCAUCAUGGAUGGACUGCGAAUUCUGGCGCGAGAUCAUGCCCGACUGCCGAUGCAGUGGGACGAUUCUCCCAACGCGGGAUUCACGACGGGAACACCGUGGAUGCGUACUCACGAUCUGUACAGAGAUAUCAACGUGAAGAAGCAGGAGUCAGAUCCCGAAAGUGUCCUUUCGUUCUGGAAGACGGUACUGCGGCUGCGCAAGGAGUACCGUGACUUAUUUAUCCAUGGUGCGUUUGAGGUGGUGGACUUUGAGAAUCUCGAGACCUUUUGCUUUGUGAAAUCGAGGGAGGCGAAACGGGCACUGGUUGCCUUGAACUUCACCUCCUCACCUCAGCCACUCACUCAAGCCGGCAUGGCAGGACAGAUGAAGCUUUUGGUCAGCAACUAUCCCACCUCGACAUUGGAUACACUACAGCCCUACGAGGGGAGGAUCUACAUAUUGUGA